AUGAUAGUUAUCAAUUAUUUUUUAAAUAAUUUUGUAUUUCCUCGAGAAGCAAAACAAUUUCCUCAUAAAUUAGUAGCAUCUGCUUGGGAUUUAGCGUCAUCUUUACGAUCAAAGAUAGUAACUGGAUUUAGUGGUACUAAUGACACACAAUUAUUACUUCCAGUUCACAUUCAAGAAUGCGAUUUGCCUGAACUUCAAAAAACUGAUGCCAUGUUAUUAACAAUUUACUACAAUCGGAAAAUGAAGCUCACCAAUAUUUACCAUUUAAAUAUCGGUGCACUAUUCAUAGAUGGAAGUAACCGAGAUAUAGCUGUUAAAUGGUUAAAUCUAUCCAAUAAAAACAAGAUUGAUUAUGCUGUUUAUUUUGAUUUAGAUUCUAUUGUUUUUUGUGAUCGCCAACUUCAUCAUUAUCGAUUUGAAACAUCACCUACAGGUGAACGACUGGAUCGUUGUGUAUUUUAUUUAGAUGAAAUUUAUACGAGAGGAACUGAUUUUAAAUUUCCGAAUGGCUUCCAAGCUGCAGUUACUUUAGGAAAUGGUUUAACAAAAAAGUUCGUUUUGUUCAAGCUUGUAUGA
Rotaria sp. Silwood2 is the source of this 576-nucleotide messenger RNA. The record is from the annotation of a GenBank genome assembly. Lineage: Eukaryota; Metazoa; Rotifera; Eurotatoria; Philodinida; Philodinidae.